Molecule: messenger RNA, 622 nt
Organism: Melanotaenia boesemani (Boeseman's rainbowfish)
Lineage: Eukaryota; Metazoa; Chordata; Actinopteri; Atheriniformes; Melanotaeniidae
Gene: ndufa13
Product: NADH:ubiquinone oxidoreductase subunit A13
Exons: 5
Coding region: 59-493 (144 amino acids)
Source: RefSeq, a predicted model, not a curated record
GAGAGGAAGACUUGCUUGAGGGACGUCAGGCCUUUGUAGAGGAGGAGGCUGGAGGAAGAUGGCGGGGUCCAAGGUGAAGCAGGACAUGGCUCCUCCGGGAGGCUAUGCCCCCUUUGAUUAUAAAAGAAAUCUGCCAAAACGAGGACUUUCGGGGUACAGCAUGUUUGGCAUUGGAAUCGGCAUCAUGAUGUUUGGCUAUUGGAGGCUUUUUAAAUGGAACAGAGAAAGGAGACGCUUACAGAUUGAGGAACUGGAGGCCAGAAUAGCACUUAUGCCUCUGCUACAGGCCGAGCACGACCGAAGGACUCUAAGGAUGCUGAGGGAAAAUCUAGAAGAGGAAGCAGUCAUCAUGAAAGAUGUUCCCGGGUGGAAGGUCGGUGAGAGUGUCUUCCACACAGAUCGCUGGGCCACCCCUAUGUUAGAUGAACUGUUCAACCUCCGGCCCCAUGAAGAGCUUAUACAUAAGCGUUUUGGCUUCUUGUGGUACUUGUAAACACCAUUGUGACAAACUGUGUCCGGAGCUCUAUUACCUUCCACACCCAGAACCAUGUGGACCUGAGCCCUUGCUCACUUCAGCUUGUAAAUGUUCAAUAUUAAAGUAUCUUUUUUUUCUGUACCUGCA